Molecule: messenger RNA, 2181 nt
Organism: Morone saxatilis (striped sea-bass)
Lineage: Eukaryota; Metazoa; Chordata; Actinopteri; Moronidae
Gene: slc7a4
Product: solute carrier family 7 member 4
Exons: 5
Coding region: 166-2181 (671 amino acids)
Biological process (GO): transmembrane transport; amino acid transport
Cellular component (GO): plasma membrane
Molecular function (GO): amino acid transmembrane transporter activity
Source: RefSeq, a predicted model, not a curated record
GCGCACCUUCUGCUCCAUCACCAGCCGAUGCGCCCCGGCAACUUCUAGCAGCCCCGGACCCGCAGCGCACACAUGCCCGACCCUCAACAACAACGGUCAGCUUCAUAGACAGGUAAUGGAUCCAGUGUGAUUGUUACAACACCAUCCUGCCCAGCUGGCCUGUCUAUGUCCGAAACUAUGGCAACUUGUCCGAGAGGCUGCACCCCAGCGGUGCGCCUUUGUCAGAAACUGAACCGACUCAAGACACUAGAUGAUGACAUGAUGGCCACGUCGCUGAAACGCUGCCUCUCCACCCUGGAUCUGACUCUGCUGGGAGUCGGCGGCAUGGUGGGCUCCGGCCUUUACGUCCUGACUGGAACAGUGGCUAAAGACAUGGUCGGGCCUGCUGUCAUCAUAUCUUUCAUUUUUGCAGGUAUUGCGUCUCUACUGGCCGCCUUUUGUUACGCAGAGUUUGGAGCGCGCAUUCCCAAAACAGGAUCCGCCUACAUGUUUACCUAUGUCUCUGUAGGAGAGAUCUGGGCCUUUCUCAUUGGUUGGAACGUGAUUCUGGAGAACAUGAUUGGUGGCGCUGCUGUGGCACGCGCCUGGAGUGGCUAUCUGGACUCCAUUUUUAACCACGCCAUCCAGAACUUCACGGAGACACACAUCAUGCAGUGGAACGUGCCCUUCCUUGCCCAUUACCCCGACGUCCUUGCAGCAGGGAUUCUAAUAGUUGCCUCGUUCUUCAUCUCAUUUGGAGUUCAAGUGUCCUCUUACCUCAACCAUAUCUUCUCCACUAUUAGUAUGGCCGUCAUUGUUUUCAUCCUGGUCUUUGGCUUUAUGCUGGCUGAACCAGCCAAUUGGAGCCAGAAAGAAGGAGGUUUUGCACCUUUUGGGCUGUCUGGAAUACUGGCAGGGUCCGCCACGUGCUUCUACGCAUUCGUGGGCUUUGAUGUAAUUGCGUCCUCAAGUGAGGAGGCAAAGAACCCACAAAAAGCGGUUCCCAUUGCCACUGCGGUCUCCCUCGCGUUGGCUGCAACAGCUUACAUCCUGGUCUCUACAGUGCUCACGCUAAUGGUACCCUGGCAUACACUGGACCCCAACUCAGCUCUGGCAGAUGCUUUCUUCCGCCGCGGUUACAGUUGGGCAGGAGUGAUUGUGGCAAUAGGUUCCAUUUGUGCCAUGAACACAGUGCUGCUCUGUAAUCUCUUCUCCCUCCCUCGGAUUGUGUACGCCAUGGCAGAGGACGGGUUGUUCUUCUCCAUUUUUGCACGGGUCAAUCCCGUCACCAAAGUCCCUGUCAAUGCUAUAUUGGUCUUUGGGGUCCUCAUGGCCACCAUGGCUCUCAUCUUUGACCUGGAGGCCUUGGUUCAGUUCCUGUCCAUCGGCACCCUCCUGGCGUACACCUUUGUGGCAGCGAGCGUUAUUGUGCUGCGCUUCCAGCCUGAGAAAACCAACUGUAAGGGAACCGCUUCCACAUCUCCCAACCCUAAUGCUGAGCCUUCCCCUGCCCCCUCAGAGUCUCAGACCAUAGCCGAGGACAGUGGGGAGCUGAAGCAGUACGAGUCCUUCUCUGACAAACUCCAGCUGGUGGAGAGGCAGACGAUGAGAGAGCGGCGUGGGGUAGGGCAGCUGAAGGCCUACUGGGAACCCUACCUUGGCAGGCUGGUGGCGGACUGUGAGCCGGGCGAGGUUGUGGCUUUCUGCGUGCUGACUCUGAUCGUGAGCUCGGUCUCCCUCUGUGCUGUGAUAGAAUUUGGAACCAAACAGCUGCAGCUGCCUAUCUGGAGCUUCACCAUGCUGAUUGUGAUUUUUAGCUUAGCUUAUGUUCUCAGCCUGGCACUCAUAUGGAUUCACGAGCCACAAACCAACAGCAAAACAUUUCAGGUACCUUUGGUUCCAUUGACUCCAGCUGCCAGCAUCCUCUUUAAUGUGUUCCUCAUGAUGAAGCUCAGCUCUUUAACCUGGAUUCGAUUCACCGUAUGGAUCGCUAUAGGUCUGUUUGUGUAUUUUGGCUACGGGAUCUGGCACAGUAAGGAGGGCAUGCGGGAGCUGCAGCCCAAAGACAUGGCCGCCCGGUACGUGGUGCUACCCAGCGGCAGCCUGGUAGAGACAGUGCAGUCUGUCCAGCCCGAUGGACAAGUGGACCACAUCAACUCCUCGACUGCAUCGACAGCUGAGGAGUACGCAGGAAAGAGAUGA